AUGCAACUUUCCUUCACUGCUGCUUUCCUGUGGCUAGUUUUCAUAGUCAGUGCCGUGGCCUACUCCAUUGAGUCAGGUCUGGUAUCAGUGAAUGGCAACAAGGCGUUUGAUAUCGUUCCGGACUCGGAGGAUGUCCAUAGAGUCGUUCUCGAGUCAGUGAGAGAAAAGGUGGCUCUUAGCGUGGUGCUCAAGGGCAACGUGGCUGAAAAACCUCAUCAAUUGAAUUUUGUGUUUACAGACAACAACGGUUUGGACUAUGCCACGUACCCUCUGUUUGACACGACCAAGAAGACUGCCACCUCUCUGAUUCUCGUCAACAAGAUCCCACCAGCGUUGCUUUCUCAGGAAAGAGUGUUCGUUUAUAUUAUUGCAGCUGACGCCAGCCAAAAGAAGGGACAGAACUUAUACACUUUGCUUGCGGAGCUUGUUCCAAGUGAAUCGUUGAGAGCGUCCGUCAACUACAAAAAACCAUUGAGAUUGGGUGCAUUGCCAGAGAUCCACCACCAGUUCAACGAGGACCCUCAGACCGUCAAACCGAUUGUCCCUCUCAUUUUCAGUGCCAUUGCUGUUGCGCUUUUCUUCGUUUUGAUUGGAAGCUGGUUCACGCUAGUUGGCAAGUCCUUGUUUGUGGCCAACGAGGGUAUCCCAUUCAAAGGCGGUUUCCUUACCACCAUAGCCUUGAUUGAGUUCACCUUUGUGAAAUAUUACUUGGGUGCCACAAUCUUCACCACGAUCUUUUACACUGCCAUUCUUGCUGGCCCUGCUCUCGUGUUUGGCUCCAAGGCCUUGAAGGCCCUAACUAAGCAACGCACAGUGAUUGAGGCCUCCACGUAA
This is a messenger RNA of Candidozyma auris, 834 nucleotides long. RefSeq names its product dolichyl-diphosphooligosaccharide-protein glycotransferase. Gene Ontology annotation, biological process: protein N-linked glycosylation. The record is from RefSeq and is a predicted model, not a curated record. The transcript has a single exon. Lineage: Eukaryota; Fungi; Ascomycota; Pichiomycetes; Serinales; Metschnikowiaceae. Gene Ontology annotation, cellular component: membrane; oligosaccharyltransferase complex. Bases 1 to 834 code for a protein of 277 amino acids.